AUGGAAAGACUCUUUCACAUAGAAGACAUCCUUGCGUACAUAGAAGAGCAGAAGAGAGGGAAUGCAAGUGCCACGCGGCAGCUAUCCAUGUACUACGAGGCAACCCAGAAAAACCUUGAAGCAAAUGAGAAGACGCACUCUCUGUGGGAGGGGUACAUCCAUACACUAGAAAAAAAUGGAUAUGCCCACACUGAAAUAAGAGAGGUCUACAAGAUGCUGAAGAGCAAGUUCUGGAGAUUUUUGCAGUUUUGGCAGGGAUGGUUUAGCUAUGAAAGCCGUCUUCCCAUUGAUCAAAGCAAAAGAGCAAAGGUUCUAGAGCUUGCAAAUGACAUUCUGCAGUACAAAGAAUGUGCAGGAAAAGAGAAGAUCCUGGCAUGGGUUCGAGAAAAGUCAGUUGGAACAGCAAAAGAGAACAACAUGUCAAGGACAAUGUAUAUGUCUCCAGAAACACCGAAAAGCCAUCUAUACAUGGACACAACAGAUGUGGAGGCGCAUAGAAUAGAGUACGGCACCAGGCAGGCAGAGCAUGCAGGUGAAAGAGCAGCGCACAGUAUGGAUAGAGAAGUGCAGAUGGCAGAGCUAGAAAGUAAUUCUAUUUUGGGCGGAAUGCGCAGGUCAUACGCUUUCAGAGAGGCAGCAGGCAUGGAGAGGGAGAGCCCAAGGGAGCAUGCUUUUUCGGGUGUGGAGAACAGUGGUGCAGGAGAAUUUCAAUAUAUGGAGAGAAACAGCAGGCGGGCACAAAAUGGGGGUGGUAUGGAUAGUAAAAAUGCAGUGUACAUAAAAGAAGAGGCAGCUGCCCAUAAAAGAUUUCCUGCCCUCAGGCAAGAACAGUCUUUUGUGCACAGUAAUAUGCUGGAUGGCAGAGACGAGAAACCCCAGGCAUAUUUGCUUGAAGGAGCACCAAACAUGAGUAUGAAUUUGGAGAUAGAGCUAGGAAGAAGUGCAGUGUGCGCAGCGCCAGGCUAUUUUACAGGAAGUGGAGAGAACGAGGCAGUGUUUGUGCCCAGAAGCGAAAGCAUGGGGAAAACAAGCCUCUCCAGCUGGCAGGAGAGCCGAAAGGAGCAGCAGGGGUAUGAGGGUGAGUACAGAGAUGGCAGAGAGGCAGAGAGCAAUAGAGAGAACAGAAAGAAUGGCACAAUCACAGAAGCUGGAGAUGUGUUUGAUUUCAAGAUUGGAACGCGCACUAUGGAAGGACAAGAAACAGAGAUUCUGGAGAACAGCAGAAAUGCAGGAAAUUCAGUGUGCUCUGAAAAGUACUUGAACGCACCAGCUUCAAAAAAAAUCACGCUGAACGGAAAAAAGCUCCGUAUACUGCGUACAAUUGGAAAAGGAGGAAGUGCAAAGGUAUACCAGGUGCUUUCAGAUAAGAAUGAAGUGUUUGCACUGAAAAAGAUACGAAUACUGCAGAACUCAGAAGACAGCGAGGUGUACAAAAGCUAUGCGAAUGAAAUCUCUCUUCUAAAAAGGCUAAAGAGUCGGCAUGAAAUAGUAACACUCAAGGACAGCUACAUAAAUAGGGACAGAAUAGCAAUUCUAAUGGAGUACGGAGAUAUUGACCUGUGCCGGUUCCUGGAAAUAGAAAAGGAAAGAUUUCCUGGGGGGUACAGAAAAAGCAACGAGAACUACACAAUGAUCAGUAUAUGGGAGCAGAUGCUGAGGGCAGUAAAGUGCAUCCAUGAGCAUCGCAUAGUGCACAGGGACCUAAAACCAGGAAACUUUCUAUUUGUGAGUGGAAGGUUAAAGCUAAUUGACUUUGGGAUAUCAAAGGAGAUACGAAACGACACAACAAAUAUAAUCCGGGAGAAACAGAUAGGAACAAUAAACUAUAUGUCGCCAGAGGCGAUAAUAGAAGGGAAGACAAAGAUGGGAAGAAACAGCGACAUAUGGUCUCUUGGAUGCAUUCUCUAUGAAAUGUACUUUGGAGAGUCUCCCUUUAUGCGGUUUAAGAAUCUUGUGCAAAGAAUGCAGAAGCUUUUAGACCCAGAGUAUACGGUAGAGCUGCCAGAGGAGGAGAGUGACGACAAUAAUUACCAAUGCGUGGCAGCGGAAAUAAAGAAGUGUCUGGUGAGAGAGCCCAAGGAAAGAGCCAAGAUUGAUAUGCUGCUAAGAAGCGGUCUUUGCAGUCUGACAUCAAAAGAGACUGUGCCAGCACAGAAAGUAUGUACUUUCAGCAAGCAGGAGCUAAAGGAGUUUAUAUCAAAAAUAAUGGAUCUUAGGCACACUGCAACCACUGAAGAAGGACACGAAAAAAUAAUUGAAAAAAUAACAAGUCUGUAUUUCGAUAGCUAUCAAAACCAAUGA
This is a messenger RNA of Nematocida ausubeli, 2301 nucleotides long. RefSeq lists its product as uncharacterized. NCBI's taxonomy places the organism in Eukaryota, Fungi, Microsporidia. Gene Ontology annotation, biological process: mitotic spindle assembly checkpoint signaling; peptidyl-serine phosphorylation; chromosome segregation. The record is from RefSeq and is a predicted model, not a curated record. The coding region runs from base 1 to 2301 and encodes 766 amino acids. The transcript has a single exon. Gene Ontology annotation, molecular function: ATP binding; protein serine/threonine kinase activity; protein serine/threonine/tyrosine kinase activity. Gene Ontology annotation, cellular component: nucleus; kinetochore; spindle.